AUGUCUGGAGAGAACAGCAAUGACGCGUCCGUCUGCCCCGUCAACUUUGCCGAGCUUGACUAUGAUCGCAUCACUCCCGCCGAGCCAUACGUCUUCGUUCUGAAAGGAAACAACCCCCCCAGCCAUGUCUCCUCCGUUGACUGGCUCACCAUGUCCAUCGUCUUCGACGACCCGCUCAAUCGCCGAGAUGCACACGUCCAAGCCCAGGAGCGUCUCCCGGUCGCAAACCGGCUGUACCGACCCGGCGUCUUUCUCAUUCCCGCGUACAACCUUCAAUUCGCUGCCGUGGUUUCCAACUACUUUGUCGACUUUGGAUUUCCCAGUCACGUCAAGGUUUGCGUCUGGUGGUCGGCGGACGACGGCGACGCCAACUUCAGAGCACAUCUCGGCCAGGUUUUCCGUGAUGGCAAGACCGCCCUGCACGCGAUCUUUACCACAUUCCCCGACUGCAAUCUAGAGCAGCACUGUCAAGGGCUUGAUCCCAAGGACCCUGAGACGGCCGACACCUUGUUUCUCGCAACGCCUCGGGCCAUUGCCGAGUGCGCAACUCUCGGCCCGCUGCUCAGUGAUCGAGCCAGAGCCAUCGUCGAUCAGGAUGACGAGGACCGGCUGGCUGUGUCUGGCGGCGAGGGACAAACUGUCGCUGACAGCCCUGCGCACCGUCAGUGGGAGGACGGUCUUGAGUUUGGAUUCUAG
Molecule: messenger RNA, 696 nt
Organism: Colletotrichum chrysophilum
Lineage: Eukaryota; Fungi; Ascomycota; Sordariomycetes; Glomerellales; Glomerellaceae
Exons: 3
Coding region: 1-696 (231 amino acids)
Source: RefSeq, a predicted model, not a curated record